AUGGCUUGGAGAGGACCCCCUGGCGGUGGCGCUGCAGCCGCAGCGCGGCUGGCAGCGCCGCGACUGCGCCUGGACUUGCUCGGCAGCAAGGCCCACUGCCUCGCGUGGCUCGGUGACCCUUCGGCAGAUCCAGCGAGGGUCGCCGAGGCCAUCUCCGCCUUGAGGCGCCGCCGCCUCCUCACGGAGGAGAAGGAGUACGCGCGCGCGGUGCAGGCUGCUGCCUCCUCCUCGCUGUGGCGGCUGGCAGCGGCCCUGCUUGCGGAGCUGCGCACCCGUCUGCCGGGCGCCUCCACGCGCCACGCCCUGUCGGCCCACAAUGCCGCCAUCGCCGCCUUCGCCACGCGGCACCGGUGGCCAGAGGCCGCACGGCUGCUCGACAGCCUGCACCAGCAGGGCCCCCAGCCCGACGCGGUCACCUACAACGCGACCAUGACGGCGUGCGAGAGAGGGCAGCAGUGGGAGAGAGCUUUCGAGGCGUUCCGCCAGAUGCGGGGGCGGCGCCUCGGGCCUACUGCUGCAACGCUGGGGACCGUGGUCAACGCCUGCCGCUGGGGCCAGCAGUGGGAGCAGGCGGUCCGGUUGCUUCAGGCCGCGCAGGCGCUCGCCCUGGCAGCCAGUGCCGUUGUCUUCAACGCGGCAACCAGCGCGUGCGGGCAGGGCCAGCAGUGGGAGUGGGCGCUCACCGUCGCGGGCGCGAUGGCGAUGUGCCGUCUGCCUGCUGAUGUGGUGGGCCGCACGGCCGCCAUCGAGGCGUGCCAGCGGAGCCUCCACUGGAUGGGGGCGCUGGAGGUCCUGAGGGCCAUGCGCGCCAGCUCGGUCGAGCCCGACGUGGUGACCUGCUGCGCCGUGGCCGCCGCGUGCGACGGCUCGCUGCACCGCGCCCCCGCCUGGAGCACGGCGCGCUUGAUGCGCGCGUGCGCAGCCGCCCUGUGCAGGCCGCCCCAGGGCCAGGCGGAACCGAGGGCCGCGGAGCCGGGCCUCGCCCUCGCUGCGCUCGAGGUGCUCUUCAAGGGCCUGGCGGGCCUGGCGAGCCUGGGCAGCCUCGCCACCGUGGGCGCCAUGGAGGAGCUGCGCCUGGCCGGCGACGGCGAGGCCCGCGGCGCUGCGCGGCGGCACUGCCCCCGCGGCG
This is a messenger RNA of Prorocentrum cordatum, 1129 nucleotides long. Lineage: Eukaryota; Dinophyceae; Prorocentrales; Prorocentraceae. The record is from the annotation of a GenBank genome assembly.